AUGGUGUCCCUGAGCGACUUCCAGCGGAUCGGAGUGGGCCUGGUCGGCUUCGGCCUCUUCUUCCUCCUCUUUGGGAUCCUCCUGUACUUUGACGCCGUGCUCCUGGCUUUUGGGAACCUCCUCUUCCUCUCCGGCUUGGUCUUCAUCAUCGGCUUCCGGAGGACCUUCACCUUCUUCUUCCAGCGGCCCAAGCUGAAGGGCACCAGCUUCUUCUUCGGGGGGCUCGUGGUGGUCCUGAUGCGCUGGCCAAUCCUGGGCAUGAUGCUGGAGGCCUACGGCUUCAUCUCCCUCUUCAA
Molecule: messenger RNA, 296 nt
Organism: Sturnus vulgaris (Common starling)
Lineage: Eukaryota; Metazoa; Chordata; Aves; Passeriformes; Sturnidae
Source: RefSeq, a predicted model, not a curated record